UGUGUGUGUGUGUGUGUGUGCGCAGAAGCUAAAGGGAUCAAGUCACAGCACACUCAGUCAUAUUCACUCAUUCGCUCUGAGUCUCACUGUCUCUCAUAUCUCUCUCCCACACACACUUUAAAACUCCUGCACACACGCAGAGACACACACACACACACACUCGACUCAGCUGAGAUUAAGGACAAAUAAGUCAAUAUUUGACCAGACCGGACUGUACUGGAAGGAAGAAACAAAAGACAGAAAAGAAAAGCUGCAAGUCUAUCCGACUUUUCUUUUUGUAGCUUUGAACUUAAACGAGGAUUUGGAGAAGACGUUUUUUUCCUUUCUACAGGUGGAUACAAACUUUUCCCAACUCUUGGGUCAAACUAAGCAAGCAAAAGAUUUUCUUAUUUAUUGUUGGACUUUUGGACUCGGUCUGGGCGAGAGCGCAGUAAGAGGAGGGAGAUGGGGAGAUGGACGCUAUAUCUCUCAGUGGGGCUCGGGCUUCUAGCCGUCCUGUUGACCUGUUGUUAUGCUGAAGUGAACUACUGCUUCGCUUCCAAGGCCGGGACCUGUUCAGAAUGCCUGCAGUCUGGGAUACACUGUGCGUACUGCUCUGAUGAGAAUUUUAAUGGCCCUCGCUGUGACCUGCACCAGAAUAUAAUUGCCCAUGGCUGCGCAGCUGUCAUCAUAGAACAAAGCAAUAUGAAGAUAGAAAGACAACAACAAAUCGAUACGACGCUUAAGCGGUUUCAAGUGUCUCCACAGCAGAUUAGCAUGAGCUUUCUGCCAGGAGAGAAGAAGUCGGUGGAAGUGGAAGUGUUUGCUCCAGAAAAAGGUCCUUUGGACCUUUAUAUACUUAUGGACUUCUCCAACUCCAUGGCUGACGAUUUGGAAAACUUGAAGAGCAUGGGAUCUAUGCUGGCUAAGUUGGUUAAGACACUGUCAGAUGACUACACCAUUGGGUUUGGAAAGUUUGUGGAUAAAGUGAUCGAGCCCCAGACGGACAUGAGGCCCGAAAAACUUAAACAGCCGUGGACCAACAGCGACCCUCCGUUCUCUUUCCAAAACGUCAUCCCGCUGACCAACAACUUGACUUCCUUCAGCAGUAAGCUCCAGCUGGAGAGAAUAUCUGGCAACCUGGAUGCUCCUGAAGGAGGUUUUGAUGCCAUAUUGCAGGCUACAGUUUGUGGGGAUAUCGGCUGGCGCAACCACAGCACGCAUCUCCUGGUGUUCUCCACCGAGUCAGCCUUCCACUACGAGCAUGACGGCGCUAACGUGCUGUCAGGCAUCCUAAAGCGCAACGAUGAGCGUUGCCACCUAGACGCAGCAGGCAAAUACACAGAGGAUAUAACCCAGGACUACCCUUCAAUACCCACACUGGUCCGUCUGAUGGGCAAACACAACAUCAUUCCCAUCUUUGCUGUCACCGACCACUCCUACACGUACUACGAGAAACUCCGAGAGUACUUCCCCAUCGCUGAAGUCGGUCUGCUGCAAAGGGACUCAGCCAAUAUCGUGGGACUCAUGGGGACUGCCUUCACUAAUAUCAAUACUAAUACGAGAAUCCGUGCAGAGGAAAAACCCAAGGCUUUCAAGACAGAGUUCUCUACCACCAAUGGAAUUACACAAGACGGGGUCUUUGAUUUCAAGCCUGGAAAAAUAGGCAAGUUCCACAUGGACCUCACAGCCCAGCGAAUGAUCGACGGGAAGCCUGUGUGUCAGAUGGAUCCGGAUGAAAAAGAGGGCACAAUGAGAGUCAAACCUACAACCUUCAACGCUGCCGUCAACAUCAAGGCCUCGGUUCUGUGUCCAACCUGCAAGUGUGAGAAGAAUCCCCAACCUAAAGCACCCAGGUGCAGUGGCAACGGAGACCUGGUGUGUGGGAAGUGUCAGUGCUAUGAUGACUGGUUGGGUAACUUCUGUAACUGCUCAGAAAGUGAUUCAGCUAAGGACAGCAGACAGUGUUUUGGUGAAGGCAUGAAGGAAGCUUGUUCAGGCCGCGGAGACUGCCUGGCGUGUGGAAUCUGCGUGUGCUACGAACCGGAAAAGUUUGAAGGAAACCACUGCCAGUACGACAAGACCCAGUGUCAAAGAUAUGGAGGCUUCCUCUGCAACGACCGUGGCUCUUGUGUUAUGGGUGGAUGUGUGUGUGCUGAGGGCUGGGAGGGCAAUGCCUGUGAGUGUCCCAAGAGCACCCAGACCUGUCUGGACAGCAAGGGCGGUGUCUGCAACGGGCAAGGUAAAUGUGUAUGCGGCCAAUGCGAGUGUUCGGACUCUGGAAUCGGAAAGACUUCAACCUGUGAGCCAAAUUUCCAGGCCCAGGCGGGAGUGUGCGAGGGAACGAAGAGUUGCGUUCAGUGUCAGGCCUGGAAGACAGGAGAGAAGAAAGACAAAAAGGAGUGUGACAAGUGCCCCUUCAAAAUUGUCUUGGUGGAUGAAUUCGAAGAAUCGGACAAGGUGCUUGGUUCAUGCGAUUUCCGUGACGAGGAUGACGACUGUACGUACUACUACAGGGUUGAGAAACCGAAAAAUUCCUCAGUUUCAGACUAUGAGGUCCAGGUGCUUGAAAAGAAAGAAUGUCCCCCUGCCAGCCUCCUGUGGUUGCUCCCGCUCCUCUUGUUCCUCUUGCUACUGCUGGCACUCCUGCUGCUCUGCUGCUGGAAAUACUGCAGCUGUUGCAAAACCUGCUGCCAGAGCUAUCUUGCCCUGCUGCCCUGCUGUAGGAAAGGUCGCAUGGUUGGCUUCAAGGAAGAUGAAUAUACACUACGCCAGUCUCUGCUCGCCUCAGACCAUCUGGACACACCAAUGGUGAGGACCGGUCCGCCCAAAGGAACCGACGUGGUCCGCUGGAAGGUCACCGAUAACGUACACCGACCACCCAAUCACCCCGCGGCUCUGAUAAAGCCCAACCCUAAAGAGAUCAUCCAGUACCCAAUCUCCCUCCGGCUAAACAGGUUGUUCUCUGAGAACCUGUCUCGCCCCGAAUCCAGAGACGCCGAACAGCUCCGUAAGGAAGUGGCCGAUAACCUAAAUGAGGUGUAUAAGCAGAUUCCCGGCGCCCAGAAGGUGCAAAAAACCUCAUUCAGAAUGCAGAAAAAUGCCGGAAAAAGGCAGGACUACACCAUCAUGGACACCGUCCUAACUGCUCCCCGCAGCAGCUACCCUGAUAUCGUCAAACUCACUGAGAAAAACGUCCAGUCUGGAAACGUGCAAGAUCUCAAAGUGGUGCCUGGCUACUACACCGUGGCCACAGACAGAGAGGCUGCCGGAGCCAUAGAGUUCCAUGAAGGUGUGGAGUCAGUAGAUGUUCAUGUGCCGCUCUUCACCAAGGAGGAAGAUGAUGACAAGAAGCAGCUGCUAGUGGAGGCCAUGGACGUGCCACUGGGCAUCGCUGAGAUUGGGAAACGUUUGGUCAACAUCACCAUCUACAAAGAGCAUGCCACCAGUGUCUUCUCGUUCCUCCAGCCGGCCUACACCUACAGUAGGGAGGACGGAAUGGCCAACAUCCCUAUCAGCAGAGAGAUCAUAGAAAAUGGACGUACACAGGUCACCUACCGCACACGGGACCUCACAGCCAAGGAUAAGAAGGACUACAUGACUGUGGAAGGAGACCUGAGCUAUGGUCCUGAUGAGACCCAGAAAUCGGUGCCUGUCCGUCUGCUGGAGCUGAGUGAGAAAGAUGGCCUCCUGGAAGACAAACCGGUCAGGCAGUUUGUCAUGGAUCUCAGUAACCCACGGCAGGGCGCCAAGCUGGGACGCUACCCGAGAACUACUGUCACCAUCGCAGACCCAGAGAACAGUGUGAUGAUGUUCAAAAAGGGCACCCAGAACUUCAGCACAUCCGACCCAACCUACACCAUCCCUGUGGUCCGCACUCGCAACCCGGACAGCCAUGCCACAGUGAAAUGGCGCACCAAGAAGGCCCAGCGCUUUGAGUUAACCGGCCCUUUGAAGUUCAGUCCUGGAGAGACGGAGAAGAACAUAGUGAUCGACCCGAAAGCCCACCCUGGCCCAGUCCAGCCAGAGACCUUCCACCUGGAGCUGUUUGACCCAAGUACCAACGCUUCUGUCGGAGAGAGGAAGACCACCCUUGUCAAUGUCACUGACGGAGCUCCCAGAUCUCCAGAGUUUGCCCCCAUGCAGCAGAAGGGCUUCAUAAACCAGAGAGCCACCUCCCCCGGCGGUCACCUUCUCUCCCCAGCAAACCUCAAGGCCAAAGCAACUGGGCCCAAAACCAUCCGGGUCAACUGGGACCCACCACCUGGUAAACCCACGGGGUACAAGGUAAAGUAUUGGAUCUACGGCAACCCAGAGAAAGACGCCCAGGUCUUAGAUGUGAAGACUCCUCAAGCCGAGUUGAGCAACCUGUACCCCUUUUGUGACUAUGAGAUGCGAGUAUGUGGCUACAAUGCAAUGGGAGAUGGCUACGAUACAGACAUGGUUGCCUGUCAAACACUGGAGGAUGCGCCUGGUGAACCUGGUCGUCUUGCCUUUAACGUCAUCAGUCGAACUGUCACUCAGGUCAGCUGGGCAGAGCCUGCAGAGACCAAUGGCAACAUCAAGGCUUAUGAGGUCAUCUACACACCCAUCGAUGAGGAAAUGAAGCCAGUGGGUCCCGCUAAGAAAGUAAAGAUCGACAACCCCAAGAAGCGAAUGCUGUUGAUCGAGAACCUCCAGAACGCCCAGACCUACCAGUACAAGGUCCGUGCCAUGAACAGCAUAGGCUGGGGCCCCUUCAAAGAUGCCACCAUUAACCUGGCAUCGCAGCCUACCAGACCUCUGUCCAUUCCCAUCAUUCCAGAUAUCCCUAUUGUGGAUGCAGAGGCAGGAGACGAGUAUGACGGCUACCUGAUGUACAGCAACGAGGUGCUGAAGUCCCCCACGGGCUCCAAGACACCCAGCGUCUCUGGUGAUGAUUACAUGACGAAUGGGAAAUGGGAGCAGAAUUUCCUUUUCCCAGGGGGAUCCGGGACACGCAACUUGUCUACAUCGUCCUCUCCUAUGUCCACUCUGAGCUCAAACUACAGAGGGGCAGGCAGCUCCUCCUUCAUGACAGACACCACCACCACCACCUACAUGUCGGGACAAGGAGGCUCUCGUAGACUUGACAUGAUCGGAGGAGGAGGAGUAGGAGUAGGAGGAGUAGGAGUAGGAGGAGGAGGAGGAGGAGGAGUAUACUCAUCAGAAGUGAUCAUGAGGAAGCGCUCAGAGAGCAGGGGUUACUCAGAUGAAAACAUCCGAGACUCUAUCGUCAUGGGAGACGUGCCCAAGUUCCCAGAUCUAGGUGGGUACGGCUACGCUGGGAUGCAGAGCAGCUCUCAGAGCCAGUUCAGCUACAACCUGUCUCAAGGUCCGAGGGCCAGGACCGAGUCUUCAGACGUCAAUGAAGCCCUAUAUAAUCUGGACAGGGUGCUCCAGGAUGCUCGACUUUCCCCGGGUGUACCAGACACCCCCAGCAGACUGGUGUUUUCUGCUCUGGGUCCCACUGCCCUCAAAGUCAGCUGGCAGGAGCCCCACUGUGAGAAAGACAUCCAGGGCUACUGUGUUAUCUACCAGCAGCUCAAUGGCGGUGAGAUGAAGCGUAUUAAUGUGACGAACCCAGCAGAGAACUCUGUCAUCAUCCAGGACCUGCUGCCCAACCAAUCCUACCUAUUUAAGGUGAUGGCUCAGAGCCAGGAGGGCUGGGGUCCAGAGAGAGAGGGAGUCAUCACCAUCGAGUCCGCUACAGACCCCAACAGUCCCCUCAGCCCCAUGCCAGGCUCGCCGUUUACUCUGAGCACCCCCAGUGCCCCGGGCCCCCUGGUCUUCACCGCUCUGAGCCCCGAUUCCCUGCAGCUCAGCUGGGAGAAACCUCGUAAACCAAACGGAGACAUCCUGGGCUACGUAGUCACCUGUGAACAGCUGCAUGGUGGAGGAGACGUGCGUUCCUUCCAGGUGAACGGGGACAGUGCUGAGACCAGUCUGACCGUUCCAAACCUGACUGAGAACGUCCCCUACAAGUUUAAAGUUCAGGCUCGAACCACACAGGGCUUCGGUCCGGAGAGGGAGGGCAUCAUCACCAUCGAGUCUCAGGAUGGAAGCGCUAUGUCUCAGUACACCAGCCAAUCAUCUCAGUACGGUAACAACCAAUCAAUGACGAGGAGGGAAGUUUUCCAAAUGCCAACGGAUGUGAGCACGCUGACCAACGUCUCCCACACCAUGAUCAACGACCCCUACUACUCAGACGGGAUGAUGAUGACCACUCAGCACACAGAGACCAGCGGCAUGGUGACCCGUCAAGUCACCAAGGAAGUGGUUCAGAGGAGCGUCACGGGAGGAACCACCAUCACAAAGAAGAUGUUUUACGAAUCUUAAGGGUCUUAUUUAACUAAUGAACCAGCCAAAGGUCCAACAACAUGAUGAGGAAUCAUAUCUGAGAUUCUCUUUUAAAAAGAGUCAGCUUCAGACUGCUCGCACACGAUCAGUGUUUGGUUCUACAUGCGUGUGUGGGUGUGAGAUUCUGCGACCAACAACAAGAUUUCAUGUGAUAAAUAGAUGGAGAGGAGGCCGUUCUCUGUUACAACCCGUGGCCACUUUCCUCCACAGAUGAGGAUCAUUUCAACAUUUACAUCCAUUUUCACUGCUGCUUCUGAUGCAUUUCAUCUCAGUGUCUUUCCACUGAAAGGGAUACUCAAUUUGCUUUGCCCGGGGUCCACUUUUGCAAAAUGACAGGAGGCCAGGAGCCAGUUGAUAAACACACAUGAAUAAUGUUCAUCAGAUAAAAUGAUUGAACAUGAAAAGGCCCAUAAAUCAUCUUUCUUUGAAAUUCUUUAUUUUCAAAUUAACUGACGUAUUAAAGCUAGGGUUGGUAAUGUUCUUCAAAAGCACUUUUUGUUAUAUUUGUUGAAAUUUUCAUUACAUCCCGACAGCAAUCAGGUCAAAUGCUCUGACCAAAAAAAAAGAAAUCCGGUAUCUGUCAGUAUCCGUCCAAUCAUUUCAUUCGGCCCGAAUGUAAUGAUUGGAUGGGCUACCUGUCUGUCUGUCUGCGGGCACUCUGUCCGUGCACUCAUUCUGCGUCACCGGAGUCUUCCAAAAGCUGCUAGCUUGACAGCUGUGACUAACAAUAGUCAUGUAUGUUGUUUACGUUCAUAAUGAUCAUUUUGGGGGAGUGGCUUUGGAGGGAGGCUUGAAGGGACGGACUGUCAGUCCUGCCGACUUGGCAACUUUCUCUCUAGAUUUAGGGACUUUUGUUAGCAGCUAGUGCUGCUAGCUACUUUCAUUGGGAAAGAGUUGGCAACCCUGGGCUGGGUUUUCGGUUGGAUCAUUUUUUUAAAUCUAGCGUACUCUUGCUCUCAACAUUACCAACCCUAGCUUUAAUUAAAUUAACUUGGAUUGACACUAGGCCCCAUAUGACAGAUAAAUAAGAUAUUUCACUGCAUUUAAUAGCUGCAACUGCAUUUCAGUUGUAAAUGCUUUAGCUACAUUUGAAAGAUAUAUUAUGUUAUACAACAUUAAACAUAGCUGGAGGGGCGUUUCUAGGAUUUGCGGACAUUCAGGGCUCAGCCUGGACCUCAGUCAGGGGGUCUGGGAUCCUCCCCUCCCCAUAAACAAGCUCUAUUAUGCACUCUGGCACCUUAUUUACAUUAAAAGUACAAAUAAAAAUGCCAACUGUGAAUCAAUUUAUUCUCAUUGUGAAUUAUAAAAUGGUUGGCGAGCCACCUGGUACACUAUCGCGGGCCAGAGUUGGCCCACUGGCUGUAAGUUGAGUAUCACUGACUUAGACUCCAGUCCCUCUGUUGGUCCAGAUCUGAUAACACACACCAGGGCUUUAAAUCAGGGCCAGCACGGGCCAGUAAUCUGACUGCAGUUCAGUAAUCCAAAGUGACCUUGUCCCCUCAUCUCCUGUCCUCCACCUGUCUAUAAGGCUGUUUUGACUGUUUCAGGUUAAACCCACCAAGUUUCAAUAGAAAUUGCUGCGGAUGUUUCAUAAGUUUCAUCAUUUUCACCCGAGUGGUCUUUUUAUCCCGAGUGAUCAACAGUAUAAAAGUGGUAUAUUUGGGACAUCUGUUCAUAGAUUUGUAUUAUAUUAAAGUGUGAUGACGUUUUUUUUUCCAAGCAUAUUUAAUACUUUUUAAGAUUUUUUACUUCCGCAGACUGACAUUAAAUAAUGCCAAAUAUAGAGGUAUUUCCGCAAACACACGUCGGUGCUUGUAUUGCUCAUUUAUAUGCAUUUCCUUACUGACGAGCAUGAUUUUACAACACAGGCAAAUGAUCAAAAAUAUAUUUGUUUUAACAUGUUUUUGCAUUUCUUAAUGUUUUUAUACUCAACAAUGUGGUAUACACUGCUUCAAGUUGAUACUUUUCAUAUGCUUCUUUUCACUGCAAGGACAUUGUAUUUAGCAUUGUGUAACAUUUGAGCAAUGAGAUCUUGAUAUUUUAGAGAAGCGGUACGUAAAGACAGAAAGAUUGUAUUAAAGUCCUACUGUAUUCUGGCUCCGCGUUUUGUUGAAAAUGCUUUUGUAAAACAAAGAGAGGAUAUUUUUGUCAUAAAAACCCAAGGUGGAUAAGUGGAUGAACCUAUCACCAAAAACACUGAUGUACGUUUGAUCAACAUGUAUCACUUACCUUUAAACUGUUUUUUUUUGCAUUGUUUCUUUUUUUUUGGUAUGUCAGUUCUAUUGCACAAUAAAGAUUUGAAAUAAAAACA
This is a messenger RNA of Sebastes umbrosus (honeycomb rockfish), 8668 nucleotides long. It is a transcript of the gene itgb4, whose product is annotated as integrin, beta 4. Gene Ontology annotation, molecular function: integrin binding. The record is from RefSeq and is a predicted model, not a curated record. Lineage: Eukaryota; Metazoa; Chordata; Actinopteri; Perciformes; Sebastidae. The transcript has 42 exons. Gene Ontology annotation, cellular component: integrin complex; focal adhesion; membrane. The coding region runs from base 445 to 6336 and encodes 1963 amino acids. Gene Ontology annotation, biological process: cell communication; integrin-mediated signaling pathway; cell migration.